UUGAUGUGAACAGUGUACUGACUGUAAGAUCAAGACCAAACCUGCUAUUUAUGAGAAAACUUGUCUUUGGGUCUCAGGUCUUGGUGGUUCCGGUCUUCAUGCUGCUGUGGGUGACUCUACUGGUUCUGGCUCCUGUCAGUGAACAACUUGUAACUCCAUCCAAAUCCAUAAUUUCCCUUCAAUUUCCAUGGACCGUUUUCUUCCAAGGAGAGAGCAUGGAUCUGACCUGCAAACGAUCUAGUUCCCACUCCCUAUGGACAACAAAAUGGUACUUUGAGGGAAAAGUAUUAAAAAAAACCCCAAAAAGCACCCUAAGGGUUCGUGAAUCUGGAGACUACAAAUGCCAGGCUGAUGGCUUGCCUGUAAGCGACCCUGUGCACUUGGAAUUCUCUACAGCUCCACUGAUCCUACAGGGUCCACCUUAUGUGUUCGAAGGAGACUCCAUGCUUCUAAGGUGUCGGACAAAAGCAAAAACUGAACUGAAUACUGUAGUAUUUUUUAAGAAUGGUGAACGCCUGAUGUUACCUAAUAAUAGUUCUGAUCUGCACAUUGAUGAUGCCGAUCUGGUGCACAAUGGUCACUAUCACUGUGGUGGCUAUAUUCACACGUGCUGUGCAGCUUCUUCCAAUAGAGUCAGCAUCCAAAUCCGAGUGCUGUUUCCACGUCCCGUGCUGAGAAGCAGCUCCUCUAAGCCCACGGAGGGAAGUCCAGUGACGCUGACCUGUCAGACUCAGCUCCCUCCAGAGAGGUCAGAUGUCCAGCUCCAGUUCUGCUUCUUCAGAGACAGUCAGGCUCUGGGGUCAGGCUGGAGAAGCUCCCCAAAGCUCCGGAUUCCCGCCCUGGGGACAGAGGACUCAGGGUCCUACUGGUGCCAGGCAAAGAGAGUGAAUUCCCACCUUCUGAAAGAGAGUUGGAAGAUCUCCAUCACUGUGUGGGCUGCUGUGUCUCAGCCUGUCCUCACCCUCAACCCUGCUAAGAACUGGCUCCUUGAAGGAACCUGGUUGACACUUCACUGUGAAGUCCAGAGAGGUUCUCCCCCGAUCCUGUACAAGUUUUAUCAUGAUUCUGUCUCCCUGGGGAGCAGCUCAACCCCCUCUACAGGAAGAGCAUCCUUGGGCAUCUCUCUGACCGCACAACAUUCUGGGUUCUACUACUGCACUGCUGAUAAUGGAUUCAGCCCCCAGCGCAGUGAGGCUGUGAGGCUCUCCGUCUUGGUUCCAGUGUCCCGCCCUGUCCUCACCCUCAGGGAUCCCAGCAUCCGUCUUGUGGUGGGGGAUGUGAUGGAGCUUCACUGCGAGUCCCUGAGCGGCUCUCCUCCGAUCCUGUACAAGUUUUAUCAUGAGGAUGUCACCCUGGGGAGCACAAUGUCCCCCUCUGGGGGAGGAGCCUCCUUCAACCUCUCCCUGAUGGAGAAACAUUCUGGAAACUACUCCUGUGAGGCUGAGAAUGACCUGGAGAUCCAGCACAGCGAAUUGGUGACUGUCAUCGUCACAGUUCCAGUGUCCCGCCCUGUGCUCACCCUCAGGGCUCCCAGGGCCCAGGCUGAGGUGGGGGACGUGGUGGAGCUUCACUGUGAGGCCCUGAGGGGCUCUCCCCCGAUCCUGUACCAGUUUUAUCAUGAGGACGUCACCCUGGGGAAUAGCUCGGCGCCCUCUGGGGGAGGAGCAUCCUUCAACCUCUCCCUGACUGCAGAACAUUCUGGAAACUACUCCUGCGAGGCCGACAAUGGCCAGGGUGCCCAGCGCAGUGAGGCGGUGGCACUUUUCAUCCCAGGGCUAACGGAGAGCCGAAGUGGUCCUGUGGCCCCAGGAGUCACUGGGGGGUUGCUGGGGAUGGUGGUCCUUGCUGCUGGCGCACUGCUCUUCUACCAUUGGCUUUCGAGGAAAGCAGGGGGACGGACUGCCUCUGACCCCUCCAGGCAUUCUUCAGACUCCAACCCCCAGGACCCCACCUACCACAAUGUGCCAGGAUGGAUAGAGCUGCAGCCAGUGUACAUGAAUGUAAAUUCUAGAGGAGAAGACGUGGUUUACUCUGAAGUGUCGUGCCUCCAGAAGGAAAGCAGAAAUUCAGCGGCCUCUGCACACAGCCUCAGCCAUCAGACGGACUCCUCUGUCAUCUACGCCAAGGUGAAGAAGGCAUGCACCCCAGCCUCCGGGCCCCACCAGCUGGCCUCCCCAGCUCCUCACAGAUGAGUCCACGCAUCUCCCCAACUGCUGUCUCAGCCUCUGAAUCCCAGUGUUCUCCGUGGGGAAGAAGGAGCAUUGAAAUGGGAAGAUUGAAGCCACCCCAGGCCACAUCCAGCAGCUUUUGUGUCAAAUGCUCUCUGUCUGCACCGAGCCCAGAGCCCUGCUGGACUCCCACUUAUUCCCUAGGUUGCAGCGUUGCCCUAGUGGCUCCUUUUUAAUCUAGUGAUAGGUUGUUCCCAACUCGGGGCCCAUUACAUCUCCAGGCUUCCUUAGUGAGUGUCAGCUCGGGUGGGUCCUGACAGUCCUCAAUUCCAGCAGGGAGGUCCUGCCCGCGUGGGUACACUUCUCAAUUGCUAUCAACAUCCUGGGAAGACUGCAGUAGCCUGCCAGAUGGGAAGCACACGCCCCAAGGAUGAUGGACACCAUAUGGAUAUCCUUCUAGUGGGACUGCACUUUAUGCUUUUCCACCUGUCUGAAUCUCCAAGGUCACCUGACUUGAGACUAACUUCUCUCCUGCGCCUGUGCCAACAUCUGUUCAUCCAAGUGAGUGGAAUUUGCACUCCGGUUCCCAGGUCUUCCCCAACCUUCCAGGAUGCCCAAGGACACGGCUAGAAUGCAUAUUGGAAUAUAUGCAAAUUACCAUUUGACUGAAUGAAUGAAGAAGAAACUAUGGGUAAUCAAACUGGCAUCUGAUCCAACUUAGCAUGCUCCUGAGAAAAAUUCAGGAGGUACUUCUGUUUCCUCUGAGCAAGAAAUAAAAGAGAAGCAGGAGGGGUGAGGAAUUUGGCUUAUCAAGAAAGAGGAUUUCUCAGACUUUAAUGUGCCUCCGGAAUACCUGAGUAUCUUACGAAAUUGCAGAUCCUGGCUCCGUGAGGCUGGGUGGAGCCUGGGAUUCUCUGUAACAAACUUCCAGGUGACGCUGAUGCCACAGGUCCAGAAACCGUACUGAGAGCUGAGGUGCAGGAGGCCUGGCUGCCCUCCAUGUAACUCCUCGGGGGGGCUUGCACACAGAUCACACUGUUCCUGAAGCUGUCCUUCAGCAAGAGCACCACCAGCUGCUGUGGCAUACAGAAAUUCCCUGCAGCAUAUUGGGUUUUAUCAACCACCCUGGGUGGGGGAAGGUGGCUGCCACCAUCUUUGUUUCCCCACACUUUCCCAUGAAGAGUGAAUGAACACCCUAUGCAUCAACAUGCCCUCCAGACCCUGCCCCUAGUUGGGAGGUGCUCUUCUCCAUUUCCUAGCUCAGCCCUUCUGCAAUUCCUUCUCCUGAAAGGCCUUUCCUAUCAUCUCCAUCUACUGUAAUUCUGCCCUUUCCCUAAGCCCCACCAGUGUCCACCCCACCAUCUCUCCUUGGGCACCUAUGGCACUUUGACAGACUUGCAAUUACCAUUGUCAAUGUGGGGAGACAACUGAAAGUUGGUUAGGACAACCCUAAUUUUGCAGCAAGAAAUUGAGAACCAGAGAAUUGGGAGGAAACCAGAUGAUGAUGAUCACAUAGCCAGGUAGUAGCAAAGCCCAAACUAAAGUAAACCCAGGGCUCCCGACCCCCAAGACCACAUUCUUUCCUCCACAUCUCUCUUCUGUUGCAGAAACAUGGGGCUGGGGGGCAUUUCUGGUUCUCCAACAACUGCGAGAGGCCAUAAAAGCAAAGCCUGACUCCAGCUGAUGUACACACAGAGCCCAGCAUGGUGCCUGGCAUACAGAUGGCUUUCAGUAAAUCAUUGUCAAAUUGAAUGUUGGGAAGUCUCCCAAUGAAUGCACAUCAUCUCCACAAAUUUAUCCGUAUCUUUACUGACUGACUCUUAUUCCAGGGGAAUGCAAUUCAUGUCCUCAGAUCUCAGAAUGCUUGGGGAUACCAAUAAAAUAAUUUCUGUCAGACCAA
Molecule: messenger RNA, 4068 nt
Organism: Marmota flaviventris (yellow-bellied marmot)
Lineage: Eukaryota; Metazoa; Chordata; Mammalia; Rodentia; Sciuridae
Source: RefSeq, a predicted model, not a curated record